Molecule: messenger RNA, 1392 nt
Organism: Antechinus flavipes (yellow-footed antechinus)
Lineage: Eukaryota; Metazoa; Chordata; Mammalia; Dasyuromorphia; Dasyuridae
Product: keratin, type I cuticular Ha1-like
Exons: 7
Coding region: 1-1152 (383 amino acids)
Molecular function (GO): structural molecule activity
Source: RefSeq, a predicted model, not a curated record
AUGCAUUCUCCUCUGGGAGCCCACAACAUCCCUGCCAAUGUUGGCACCUGUAGCUGGUUUGGUGAUGUUGCUUUCAAUGGCAGUGAGAAAGAAACCAUGCAGUUCUUGAAUGAUCGUCUGGCCAACUACCUGGAGAAAGUGAGGCAACUGGAGCGGGAAAAGGCAGAACUGGAGGGAAAAAUCCAGGAAUGGAGCCAGUGCCAAGUCCCUAACAUGUGCUCCAAUUAUACCUCUUAUUUCAAGACCAUUGAUGAGCUUCAAUGCAAGAUUCUGUGCUCAAAGGCAGAGAACUCCAGGUUGGCUGUACAGGUUGACAAUGCUAAACUGGCUACAGAUGAAUUCAAGACUAAGUACAAGAGUGAGCUAUACCUUCGUCAGCUGGUUGAGGCUGACAUAAAUAGUCUUCAUAAAAAUCUGGAUGAUCUGAGCCUAGCUAAGUGUGACCUGGAACCCCGGGUGGAGUCCCUGAAAGAAGAGAUUCGGUAUCUAAAGAAGAACCAUGAACAGGAAGUUCAUAACCUACAAUGUCAGCUGGGAGACAAGCUCCGCAUGGAGCUGGACACAGCCCCACCUGCGGACCUUAAUCGGGUGCUGGGUGAGAUGAGAUGCCAGUAUGAGGCCAUGCUGGAGACCAACAGGAAUGAUGUGGACCAGUGGUUCAUCACUCAGUGCGAGAGCAUCAGUUUGCAGGAGAUGUCCUGUUCAGAGGAGUUACAGUGCUGCCAAUCUGAGAUCCUGGAGCUGAAACGUUCUGUGAAUGCUCUAGAAGUUGAACUGCAUGCUCAGCACAAGAUGAAAGAUUGUUUGGAAAAUUCAUUGACUGAAUCUGAGACUCGUUACAGCACUGAGCUGGCUCAGAUGCAGUACCUGAUCAGCAAUGUGGAGGAGCAGUUGGCUGAGAUCCGGGCUGACCUGGAGCGCCAGAAUCACGAGUACCAGGUGCUCCUGGAUCUUAAAGCUCGACUGGUGUGUGAGAUCUCUACCUACCGAAAUCUGCUGGAAAGGGAGGACAGAAAGCUUCCAUGUAACCCGUGUGCAACUUCCUCAUGCCAUACCUUGGGAGUUCCUGCUUUGAACUCCUCUCCUGCUCUUCCAAAGAGCCGAGGAGCUAAAAUGACCAGCAAUAGAACCUCCACACAGGGGCAGUUCUGAUGUUCUUGCCAUUUCAGAAGAGAAAGAGCAACAGGAGAAAGAUUUCUUCUGUUGUUGCUAUAGUAGAGUAUAUCCUAUCAGGAAGUGUGCUCUUUUUGAAUGCUUCACAAUGAAUCUGUGUUCUCUCCAUGUUACCCAGCCUCUAAAUCAGCCUAUAUUUUGGUCUUUGAAGAGUUUUCUUUAUGGUGUUACCUUUCAUCUUUUCUGUUUCUGAGGCAAGACAUCUCUCCUGCCUUAAUC